Molecule: messenger RNA, 1320 nt
Organism: Lotus japonicus
Lineage: Eukaryota; Viridiplantae; Streptophyta; Magnoliopsida; Fabales; Fabaceae
Product: protein RETICULATA, chloroplastic-like
Exons: 7
Coding region: 1-1320 (439 amino acids)
Biological process (GO): plant organ development
Cellular component (GO): chloroplast inner membrane
Source: RefSeq, a predicted model, not a curated record
AUGGCGGGUUGUUCUUCCAAUUUUGUGGUGGCUCGCGUUGUCAAUGUAGGGAAAGAAACUGUUACCAGGAACCUGGGAAAUCAAGACUCCAGUAGGUUGAGUUUCAGGGGUGUCAUGAUGAAGGAGUCUGUAUUUCCAAUUAUUUGUGAUAGAUUGUGUGUGUCUAGGCAAAAGAAACAAACAUUUUUUAUAAUGAGUAUGUCGCAGCAGCCGCCUGUUGAAUCACAAUCUGGUGUAACCGCGGUCGAAUUUUCCAAAGGGGUAGGUGACAGUGACAGUGUCACGAAUAAAAUUUCGGAUGGUGAGCUAGAUUCGAAAACUGAUAGAGUUGGUAGUAAUGGGGUUGUAUUGGAUAGCGGCGUUGGUAAUGGGGGCUAUGGAAACGGAGGAGUGAGAGAUGGCGGUGGUGGAGGAGGCGGGGAUGGUGAUGGUAAUGACAAAGAAGAGGAGGAAUUUGGGCCGAUACUGAAAUAUGAUGAGGUGUUGAGAGAGACCGAGGCUCGUGGGGCUACCCUUCCUUUAGAUAUGUUGGAGGCUGCUAAGAGUGUGGGAAUCCGCAAGUUGCUUCUUCUUAGAUAUUUGGAUUUGCAGGAAUCUGGUUGGCUGCUAGGAUUUGCCAUGAAAUCAUGCUCUGUCCUCCGGAAUCGAAUGCUGGCUGAUCCAGCUUUUCUUUUCAAAAUUGGCACAGAGAUCGUCAUUGAUACUUGCUGUGCUACUUUUGCCGAAGUUAAAACAAGAGGCAAAGACUUUUGGGCAGAAUUUGAGCUGUAUGUUGCAGAUCUUCUUGUUGGAUUGGUUGUUAAUGUUGCUCUAGUAGGUAUGUUGGCACCCUAUGCUCGAAUUGGAAGACCAUCGAUAUCUGCAGGAGUCCUCGGUAAAAUGCAGAAAGCUUAUGCAGCUUUGCCCAGCAGUGUAUUUGAGGCAGAAAGACCAGGAUGUAGAUUUUCUGUACAGCAGAGACUCGGAACAUACUUCUACAAGGGUAUAAUGUAUGGAGGUGUUGGAUUUGCAUGUGGUAUAGUAGGCCAAGGCAUAGCAAAUAUGAUCAUGACUGCAAAGCGGAGCAUAAAGAAAUCCGAAGAUGACAUACCUGUGCCACCUCUUGUGAAGAGUGCUGCUCUUUGGGGUGUCUUUCUUGCUGUUUCUUCCAACACGCGAUACCAGAUCAUCAAUGGACUCGAACGUAUGGUAGAAGCAUCACCACUGACAAAGCAGGUUCCCCCAGUUGCUCUGGCUUUCACAGUUGGUGUGCGUUUUGCCAACAAUGUGUAUGGUGGCAUACAAUUUGUUGACUGGGCUAGGUGGAGUGGGGUGCAAUAA